GGCUGGGUUUCUCUGUACAUGCAGCAGUUUCGGUCAGAGCCGCCAGUUUCCUUCUGCUGGGGACAGAGCAAAGAGGAAGCCGUACGGCCGAUGCCCCCUGCGACCGGGCUGGCAAACCCAGGAGGUGAGGGCUUGCGCAGGGGCUAACAGCGCUGGGCUGUGCGGGCCGGGCAGGUGCCAGGGCCAAGCGGGAGCGGGCCAAGAGGAAGGGCCCUGUGCUGGGUAGACCACAGCAGCUGUGGUGGGGACGGCCAUGGCUCCGUCUGCCUCUGCAGUAGCAUUGCGCCUUCCACCCCUGUGACUGGGGCAGCAGCGGCUCUCCUCUCCCCAGCACACCGGUGGUUAUUCCCUCCUCCUCCCUGGGCCCUGCAAUAUGCGGACGCCGUCGGUGAUGAUCGUGGGCCUGGUCCUGGGCCCCUGCGGCCUGCUGCUGAACCUCAUCAGCACGCUGACUCCCUGCUGGAGGCAGGUGAGCAGAAUACCCAGCAAUCCCGUGGAUCUGAUCUAUCAGCAGGGCAUCUGGGACCUCUGCGAAGAGACCCAGAGCACCCACCAGCGCCAGUGCGGCCUGCCUGAUGAACUCGGCUACUUCUCCAUGCAGCCAGUGCAGGUGGCCAAGGGGCUGAUGGUCUCCUCGCUGAUUGUGACUGUGGUGGGGCUGGUGGUGGCUGCUCUGGGGGUGCGCUGCUGGCAGGAAGAGCCCCACUACCUUCUGGCAGGCCUCUCUGGCCUGCUACUCUUCGCCUCCGGGCUGAUGAGCCUCAUCCCCGUCUCAUGGUACAACCACGACCUCAGCACCCUGCCAGUGCCCGCAGACAGCACCUUGGAGGCGGGCUACAGCCUAGUGCUGGGCUACCUGGGCAGCUGCCUGGAGCUCAUUGGGGGCUUCUCCCUGGCACUCAGCCUCCACCAGUUCUGCCAGGAGUGCAGGAGAAAGAAGGCAGCUACCAAAUAUCCCCACCACAGCCAGCAGGGCCCUGCCACUGUAUCUUCCAGAGGCUUCAUGCCCCGCAGCCAGAAGCCGGCUCCCAAGUCCUUCAGCAACCCCGUGGAUGUACUGGAGGGAGAAAGAAGCUUCAGCCGCUCCCUGCCCUGUGACUCAGACUUAUAGCCCUGCCACAGUGGGCCUGGCAGACACAGCCCCGACCAACACGAACGUGGGCAGUGCGGCACGAGCCGAGAGGAGCCCCUGCCAACGAGAGGCCAAGGCUGACAGGAAGGGGCACUGUGCCAGGCUGACAGCAGCAAGGACCUCUCCCUGCCUCUCUGCAGAUGGACCCUCCUGCUGCAGCAGCGGGGGCCUACGAGAGUUUGGUACCCAGAACUGCAGCCAUUUCUUGUGGGCUCUGCACAAGAGGUGGAUAUUUCUGUGUAUAGGCAUAGCAAGGGUGACAUUAUUGAUGAUUUGCACAUUACUGCCUGGCCAUGGUGACUUAGACAGUUCACAGGAGGGGGCAGAUAAAAUCUUCAAAAGCACCUACGUGACUUAGGACCCUCCAUCUCGUUGGAAGUCAGUGGGAUUUAGGCUCCUAAUUGCCUAAAUUACUUUGGGUAAAUUUUUCAAAAUUCUCCAGGGCUUUUCAGUGGCGGCUUGGAGCCUAAAAACCUUUGAGGAUCUGGGCCAAGUGACGUAGGAGCCUGACACCAUGUCCUUGGGAGAUGCGGGGCGCGCAGCUCUUUUGAAUACGCACGUGCUUAGUUCAGAGUCUAAAUAUGGAGCCUAACUUUAGCCACCAGCAUAUGCGAUUCUUGGCCAGAGAUGUUACGGACAGACUGUUCAGAAAAGUGACCCAGGUUAUUGCAGUCUAGUUAUUGUAUCUCUAUGUAAUCAGCACCUUCUCAGCUUCAGCAUUUACAGCUGGAAGGCUGCUGAGUUCUAGCAUUCAGUCACUUCUUUGGACAGAAGCAUGGCGAGCCGGGCUGGAUUUAGGGGCAGGCAACCCAAGUGACUCUCUGAGAGGCUGGGCUUGGGGCGGGGUGCCGGUGGUCCGAGUGCUCUCUUCGUUGAGAGCAACAAAAGGGAAGGACAGGUUUCAGGUAUUCUGUCCCUGGAUUCAUUUUUCACCAACCUAGAAUGUUCUGGAACUUUGUAGAAUCUCGUGGAACCUUCCAGACUUUCUCAGAACCACAUUUUCCUUGAACCUCCUAGACUGUUUUCAGCUAUGCCCAUGGGUGUAUAAGGGGCGACAUGGGUGGCAGGUAUCGUGGGGGGGGGACAGGCUGUGCCUCCCCAAACAGCCCAGCAUGGCUUUGCCCACACUCCGUCUGAGGCCCCCUCCUGCUUGUCCUUCCCCCUUGGCCCCAGCCCAGGCUGACUUCUCGUCUUCUGGAAAGCUGGAUGGGGCAGCUGUA
Molecule: messenger RNA, 2352 nt
Organism: Caretta caretta (loggerhead turtle)
Lineage: Eukaryota; Metazoa; Chordata; Testudines; Cheloniidae
Gene: CLDN23
Product: claudin 23
Cellular component (GO): membrane; bicellular tight junction
Molecular function (GO): structural molecule activity
Source: RefSeq, a predicted model, not a curated record